GGAAAGAAGGAAGACAGAGGGAGAAAGGAAAGGAAGGAAAGAAAGAAAACAGAAGGAAGGAAGGAAGGAUAGAUCUGGAAAUUCUCCAAGUUUAGUCGGAGAGCAGCCAGCCAGGAAGAAGUCUGGGCGCCCCGAAGAAGAGAAAGCAAAAGCCGCCGGCUGUGCCUCCUCCUCCUCCUCCUCCUCCUCUCCCGGCUGGCGCCCGCCUCGCCUCGCCCGGCCGCCGGCUCCCUCGGCUCCGCCGCCGCCAUGGCCCAGGAGAACGGCGAGGAGCGCGGCUCGUCCUGGAAGAAACCCGCCGAGGACAUCGGCCGCAUCUUCGCCUUCAAGGAGACCCUGGGGACUGGUGCAUUUUCUGAAGUCGUCCUGGCUGAAAACAGGAGCAGUGGAAAGCUCUUUGCAGUGAAGUGCAUCCCCAAGAAAGCCCUGAAAGGGAAGGAAAGCAGCAUAGAAAACGAAAUUGCCGUUCUUCGAAAGAUCAAGCAUGAAAAUAUUGUGGCCCUGGAAGACAUUUACGAGAGUUCAAGCCAUCUGUAUCUGGUUAUGCAAUUAGUGUCUGGAGGUGAACUAUUUGACCGCAUCGUAGAGAAAGGAUUUUAUACUGAAAAGGACGCCAGCACUCUGAUACGACAAGUCUUGGAUGCUGUCUAUUAUCUUCACCGGAUGGGCAUUGUUCACAGAGACCUCAAGCCUGAAAAUCUGCUAUACUACAGCCAGGAUGAAGACUCUAAAAUCAUGAUCAGUGAUUUUGGAUUGUCCAAAAUGGAGGGGAAAGGGGAUGUCAUGUCCACAGCCUGUGGUACCCCAGGAUACGUUGCUCCUGAAGUCCUUGCCCAGAAACCCUACAGCAAAGCAGUAGACUGCUGGUCCAUUGGAGUGAUUGCCUAUAUUCUGCUCUGUGGCUACCCUCCAUUCUAUGACGAAAAUGACUCCAAGCUGUUUGAGCAAAUUCUGAAAGCAGAAUAUGAAUUUGACUCUCCCUAUUGGGACGAUAUCUCUGAAUCUGCGAAAGAUUUUAUUCGGAACCUGAUGGAGAAAGAUCCCAAUAAAAGAUAUACCUGCGAACAGGCUGCCCGUCACCCAUGGAUCGCCGGUGACACAGCCCUCAACAAAAAUAUCCACGAGUCUGUCAGCGCUCAGAUUCGCAAGAAUUUUGCAAAAAGCAAAUGGAGACAAGCUUUUAACGCCACCGCCGUGGUGAGGCACAUGCGGCGGUUACAUCUUGGCAGCAGUUUGGAUAGUGGCUCCAACAUUAGUGUAUCUAACAAUGUUAGUCUGGCCAACCCGCUCCCAGAUGGCGCAUCCAGAAAAGAGUGUAUUUCCUCAUCUACUCACUGUAGUUUUGCUUCUUCAGCUUCACCCAGUAUUUCUUCUGGAGGAGAGAGGAGGCCCCGACAGACCACGAUAACCACAACCACAAUACACACAACGACCAAGUGAUCCAGGUCAUCUCGCAAUCCCCACACCCAACAAGGAAGAUGUCAGAGAUGGGAGGAAGGACCCCAUCUCGGUGCCCAAACAGGCAGGGAAGGAAACUUUCUCCCAGGUGACUUCAUCCUGCAUUGUAAACACAUCGAAGCAUUACAAGAAUAGAAGGAUUUAAACAACACACACACACAAAAUAAAUGGCCAUAUUUUAUACUGCGAUACUGAAAAGUUGCGUUCGUCGCAAACGGAAGUGACUUUCAGGAGGAUGGAGAGGAGAACACCACCUGGUUCUGGGUCCAGGAAUCCAAAAUGUUCUGACUUAUGUUGGACCUCAAUGAUUUAACUCAGCUCUCAGUGUUAACCUGCUUUGGUUUAUCAUUAACAAAAUAGUUCAACUGGAUUAUUUAGACAUUAUUUUUUUUCCCGUUGUAUUUUUUGUAUUUUCAGCUUUGUUGGGUUUUUUUUUCCUCUUGGUUCCUCCCCCCCCCCCCCCCCCCAGAAUACAAAGAAGGUUGCAUUAAUCUUUCAAAUCAGGAAGGCUUUCGCGGUGUGUUUUAUAUGUACAUAUAUGUACCUAUUUUUCUUAAACUCCCUAACUCUGGACUGCAGACUUGUCUGGGUCUUGCAAUGACGUCGAAAACGAACUGUUUUUGCAUCCUAUUUUGUCAAGAAUAUGGGAACAGGCUCUUGUUUCCUUCCAGUCUCAUGGAAGGGGAAGGUUUCAUAGGUUGAAUUUAAGGAUAAGUUUCUGUGUUAAUCACAGAAGUAAUGUUUUAUUCUCUGUUUGUAUUCGCACCAGACUCAUUUUCACGGGCUCUAAAAUGGGGCUUUCAAAAUUUCCUUGUGUGGUUUUUCCCCCCCUUUUCAAUUGAAUUGAGGAGAGAGGAAGGAAAACCCUAUAAAAACUUUAUUAUGGCCAAAGACCAGCAUAUUCCAUAUAGCAUAAAAAGGGAUAUGGAAGUAUAAAAUGACUGUAGAAAAAGCAAAGAAUGAAACAGUGUGGAGCUAGGGAAGUUCAUAAACACAUCAGAAUAGACACAUCAGGAAAUCAAUGUACUGUAAACGACUUUGGUGUGAUUCUUUCUACUAAAAUAUGGAAUCAUUUGUUUUUAAAUCGAGUUUCCUAAGCAAAGGAGCUGGACAACCU
Messenger RNA from Notechis scutatus (mainland tiger snake), 2575 nucleotides. RefSeq names its product calcium/calmodulin dependent protein kinase ID (gene CAMK1D). Gene Ontology annotation, molecular function: protein kinase activity; ATP binding. Lineage: Eukaryota; Metazoa; Chordata; Lepidosauria; Squamata; Elapidae. The record is from RefSeq and is a predicted model, not a curated record. Gene Ontology annotation, biological process: protein phosphorylation.